CAAUAUUCGAAAAUCAAGACUCAAAGUUAUGUCUUAGCUCAGACAUGCUCUUUCUCUUCUCUCUACUUUCUCUCUCUACAUUUCUGUCAAUCUUUCUCUCUACGCGAUCUCUACACGAACUCUCAAUUCCACAACGAAGAUGAAAAUCCUUCAAACCUCUAUCAUUCUGUAUCUCGUUUUCUCUGUGUUAGAUUUCUAGGGUUUUGGUUACGCUCUUGCACUAACCAGAUGUUCACAGAUUUAAGCGAUUUAUCCAAUCUAUGCAUCGAUUUGGGCUGUUGAAUCACUACUUUAGUUUAGUUUUGCAGCUUCAAGUUUGUGAAGAUUUGGGGAGGAGUAAAACCUGUGGAAAAUUGACACAUGAGAUGUUUGGUUUUAUCUACCAAAUCUUGCACUUCCUUAAAAUCUUGAAAGGUAGCUGUGAAUUUCUUAAAAUCUUUUAUGUGGUGGACUUUAUAAUUGAACCAAUACAGUUGAACCUUCCAUUGCCCUCAAGCUGUAGAUGUUGUACAUGUGGGCUACAACUUUUUACAAAGACUUUUGUGAUAACUUUUGAUUUUGGAAACAAGAAUAUUUGAGGAGAACUUUCCCUACAGUUUUCUGUAAGUCAUAAAAUUCAGAAAACAUGCCGUCAUGGUGGGGUAAAUCAUCAUCUAAGGAGGUGAAGAAGAAAGCAAGCAAGGAAAGUUUCAUUGACACAUUACACCGAAAGUUUAAAAGUCCAACUGAGAAUAAACUGAAUGGCAGAUCAGGAGGUUCUCGAAGACAUUGCAGUGACACAGUUUCAGAGAAAGGUUUUCAAUCUCGAGCGGAAUCAAGAUCUCCAUCACCUUCCAAACAUGUUUCAAGGAGUCAAAGUUUUGCUGAGAGGCCCCAAUAUGCUCAACCACUUCCCCUUCCUGGUGCGCACCCUGCAACUGUGGGCCGUACAGACUCUGGAAUUGGUAUAUCAACAAAAUCAAAAUUGGAAAAGGGCUCAAAGUCAUCCUUGUUUUUGCCUCUCCCAAAACCAGGAUGUAUCCGUAGUAGGGCAAAUCCAGCCGAUUUAGAUGGAGAUUUGGCCACUCCUUCUGUUUCUAGUGAGUGUUCCAUUGAUAGUGACGAUCCUGCUGACUCUCGUCUUCGUAGUCCCCAGGCAAUUGACUAUGAUCAUGGAAAUAGAACUACUGCAAGCAGUGGUUCCAGUGCAAUGCUCAAGGAUCACUCUACUGUCACCCAAAUAAACGCAAGGGAAGCAAAAAAACCAGCUAAUAUAUCUUUAGGUAAUCAUACAUCUCCUACAUCACCCAAACGGAGACCUCUAAGCAAUCAUGUGCCAAAUCUACAGGUUCCACAUCAUGGUGCUUUUUGCAGUGCACCAGACAGUUCUAUGUCUAGUCCUUCUAGAAGUCCAAUGAGAGCAUUUGGUGGCGAACAAGUCAUAAAUUCUGCUUUCUGGGCUGGGAAGCCUUAUACAGAUGUCAAUUUACUAGGAUCUGGCCACUGCUCAAGCCCUGGAUCAGGUUACAAUUCUGGGCAUAAUUCAAUGGGGGGAGAUAUGUCAGGACAAUUAUUCUGGCAACAAAGUAGGGGUAGCGCUGAAUGUUCUCCAAUACCUAGUCCUAGAAUGACUAGCCCUGGCCCCAGCUCAAGGGUUCAGAGUGGUGCUGUCACACCAAUUCAUCCUCGAGCAGGAGGGACAAACAUUGAGUCACAGACAAGCUGGCCUGAUGAUGGAAAACAACAAAGCCAUCGGUUACCACUUCCUCCUGUAUCAGUUUCCAGUUCAUCUCCUUUUUCUCAUUCAAAUUCAGCAGCAGCAUCUCCUUCUGUGCCGCGAAGUCCUGGAAGGGCAGAGAAUCCCAUAAGCCCUGGAUCACGCUGGAAAAAGGGAAAGCUGCUGGGUAGAGGCACUUUUGGACAUGUUUAUGUUGGUUUUAACAGCGAAAGUGGUGAAAUGUGUGCAAUGAAGGAAGUGACAUUAUUUUCAGACGAUGCGAAGUCAAAGGAAAGUGCUAAGCAGUUGAUGCAGGAAAUUGCUCUAUUGAGCCGCUUGCGGCAUCCAAACAUUGUGCAGUACUAUGGAUCUGAGACGGUUGGUGACAGACUUUAUAUUUACCUGGAGUAUGUAUCUGGUGGGUCCAUAUAUAAAAUUCUCCAAGAGUAUGGACAACUGGGAGAGCUAGCAAUUCGUAGUUAUACUCAGCAAAUCUUGUCAGGACUUGCAUAUCUACAUUCUAAAAGCACUGUCCAUAGAGAUAUUAAAGGAGCAAACAUACUUGUGGAUCCAAAUGGUCGUGUAAAAUUGGCAGACUUUGGGAUGGCAAAGCAUAUCACUGGACAAUCAUGUCCUCUAUCAUUCAAGGGAAGCCCUUACUGGAUGGCUCCUGAGGUUAUAAAGAACUCAAAUGGUUGCAACCUUGCUGUGGACAUAUGGAGUCUUGGAUGUACUGUUUUGGAAAUGGCUACAACUAAACCGCCUUGGAGCCAGUUUGAAGGGGUUGCUGCCAUGUUCAAAAUUGGAAAUAGCAAGGAUCUGCCAGCAAUUCCAGAUCACCUCUCAGAUGUUGGAAAGGAUUUUGUGAGAAAGUGUUUGCAACGUAAUCCGCAACUUCGUCCUACAGCUGCCCAGCUUUUGGAGCAUCCUUUUGUGAAAUCUGCUGCUCCUUUGGAAAGACCUGUUCCAGGCACUGAGCCCACAGAUCAACCCCCAACAGUCACAAAUGGAAUCAAGGCUCUGGGCAUUAGUCAAGCAAGAAAUUUUACCCCCUUGGAUACAGAGAGGCUUGCAGUUCAUUCAUCUAGAGUAUUGAAAACAAGUUCCCAUGCGAGUGAGAUUCAAAUCCAAAGGAAUAUAUCAUGUCCGGUCUCACCAAUUGGAAGCCCUCUUCCGCAUACAAGGUCACCACAGAGAAUGUCUCCUUCACCUAUAUCUAGCCCACGGACCACUUCUGGCCCAUCCACACCUCUUACAGGUGGAAGUGGUGCUAUUCCAUUUAAUCAUUUGAAACAGUCAGUUUAUUUGCAGGAGGGUUUUGGAAGCAUGCCAAAGCCCUCAAAUGGUAUCUACAUGAAUGGCCCUUCUUAUCAUGAUUCGAAUCCAGACCUUUUUCGAGGAACACAGCCAGGGUCUCACAUGUUCUCCGAGCUGGUUCCUUGUGAAAAUGAUGUUCUUGGAAAGCAACUUGGAAGGCCUGCUCAUGGGGAACUUUAUGAUGGACAGUCCGUCUUGGCUGAUCGUGUGUCUCGGCAGCUCUUAAGGGAUCAUGUUAAGAUGAACCCUAGCCUGGAUCUAAGUCCCCAUUCUCCUUUGCCCAGCCGGACCAGUGGCAUAUAACUUUAUUGCAUUUUAGCCACCAAUCAGAGCAAGCUUCUAUGUUGCUGGAUUGUCUUUUUGGUUCCACAUUAUUGAUGAAUUCACCAAAUCAACAGCUGAGGAAACUAAUGUUUGCAAUAAGUGCUUUGGGGAGAGAACUGCGGAAUAAGGUUUAAGGUCCAAAGAAAAGUGUCACUAUAGAAUCAUCUGGCUGUAGGUAGAUAGGUUCAUAGUGGCUGGCAUUUAAUUGCAUGCAAUCAGAUCAUCAGGAUGAUCACGCUAAGCUAUUUGAGAAUGCUGAUUCUGUUGCCGAGGGUUCAGUUGCACCGAUAAAAGGAACUCGCUUAGCCAAUGAGAAACUAGCUGUUGUGGUAUGACGAGGCAUCAACUUGUACAAAGUCAACCCCAUGAAUUACAGUGUGGCUGACUCGAUCAAGGCAAGGGAAAUCUGUUUCUUCCUAGGAGGUAUGGCUUUUGGUGAUCCAAUCACCAAAGUACGGCAGUUCCUUCUCAGUGUGGGUAAUAUUCAAGGCAGUGAGAACUGUACAUUCUUUUAGAUCGUGGUAUAGAAGAAAAACAAGGAUUGAAUCCAUGCAAUUUUAGCUUUUUGGAAUUCUUCUUUGGGAUCUGAGACUGCUGUACAGUAAUUUGGAGAACUGAAUUGAGGUUAGAAACUUGUUAAUGAAGAAUCCUUGAUUUGCUGGGCGCAUGCAUAUCCAUUCCCCAAAAUGGUAAUGCUGCUCAGAUUAACGUCUUUGUAUACUCUGUUCAAGCUGAUUUAUUAUGUGUACAUUACCACUUCGGCCAAUUGAAAGGUAAAAAAAGAAGUAUCUAAUCCCUUGAUUCUGUAA
This is a messenger RNA of Manihot esculenta (cassava), 4146 nucleotides long. Its product is annotated as mitogen-activated protein kinase kinase kinase YODA. Lineage: Eukaryota; Viridiplantae; Streptophyta; Magnoliopsida; Malpighiales; Euphorbiaceae. The transcript is spliced from 13 exons. Gene Ontology annotation, molecular function: ATP binding; protein kinase activity. The coding region runs from base 626 to 3316 and encodes 896 amino acids. The record is from RefSeq and is a predicted model, not a curated record. Gene Ontology annotation, biological process: protein phosphorylation.